Molecule: messenger RNA, 1782 nt
Organism: Trypanosoma rangeli
Lineage: Eukaryota; Euglenozoa; Kinetoplastea; Trypanosomatida; Trypanosomatidae
Product: WD40 repeat-containing protein
Exons: 1
Coding region: 1-1782 (593 amino acids)
Biological process (GO): actin filament depolymerization; positive regulation of actin filament depolymerization
Cellular component (GO): cortical actin cytoskeleton
Molecular function (GO): actin filament binding
Source: RefSeq, a predicted model, not a curated record
AUGUCAUUGCAUCAGCUGCUGCUGCAUAACACCCUGCCGGGUGCCCCCUCCACCACACGGGCUGUUACCACCCCCCUUUCUGUCUUUGGUAACGUCCUUGCAUACGGAAGCGGCAACCUUGUGGUGGUUCGCGAACUGGAGGAACCGGGGACGGUGAUAAUCGGCGGGAGACACACGUCCCCGGUUACAUCGGUGCGAAUCAGCCCGUCUGGGAAUUUGGUAGCAUCUGGAGACCAAAACGGAAACGUGCUUGUGUGGACUUGCCAGCCUGACUCGCAGGAGGUGCUGAACAUGAAGCAAUUACAAGGCCCUGUGCGGGAUAUUGCGUGGACGCACGACGAGGAGCGGCUGGUGGUGGUGGGCGAUGGGAAAAGUCAUUUUGCGACCGCCAUCAGCAUCACGGGCAACACGAUUGGCACCAUCAAUGGUCACACGCAAAAUGUUCUCUCUUGUGACAUGCGUGGAGAGCGUCCCUACCGCAUUGUGACAGGAGGCGCAGACUCCGCUGUGGGGUUUUAUGAAGGUGUUCCCUUCACGUUUAAGUGCAAUGUAAAGGGUCAUAAGGACAAGGUAACGUGUGUGCGGUACAGUCCGGACAUGGAGACGAUUGCGACAGUUUCGAGAUCGUCCGAUAUCAUACUUAUUGAUGGUAAAACAGCAGAACAAAAGGGAUCUAUUGCAACGGGGCACACAGGUACUAUCUACGCUAUUGCAUGGAGUCCAGAUGGAAGUGAACUUGCCACGGCCAGCGCUGACAAGAGCGUCAAAAUUUUUGACGCCGCGACGGGUGUAAUGCUGCGCUCUUGUUUCUUUGGAGCCGAUGUCAUGAAUAUGCAACAGGGAGUGGUGUAUACCCCGCAGGGAGUGUGCUCAAUAUCCCUUGGUGGUGAACUGACAUUAAUCAGUGAAGAAGGGAAUAUCAAAGGUGUGUUAUCAGGACACCAGGGACGAAUAUUGCUUUUGCGUUCGUAUUCAAAUGGAACUAUGAUUUCUGUCAGUGUUGAUCGGGCUUUAAUGUGGAGAUUCCAAAAUAAAUUUUCUGCUAACGCGCGCAAAGUGUAUAUUGCCUCAAGUUUUGUGACUGCCGCGGCCUGUACUGAGGAUUAUUUGUAUCUUGUGUCUGGUACAGACCUGCUGCGCUGUGCCCUGACGGACACCGAGCCGACCCUUCUCUCAAGAGAAGCGGCAAACGCUACCGCCUUAGCCAUCACAGAAGAUAAAAAUGUGGUGAUGUUGUUUAAACAUGGAUUUGUUGUGAUUGACGCGUCGGGGUGCAAAGUUGCGGAGGAGAAACUGGGUAGGUUUGACGGCACCAGCGCGGCUGCCCACGGUAGCCUGGUCAUGUUGGGGGGUGAUGCGUUGGUGAAAGGAUAUUGUGUCAAGACAGGUGCAUCACCGGUGGCGUGCGUGCAGUUUGCUGGGCAUCACAGGGGUGUGGUUGCCUGCGUGGCCUUUUCGAGGGACGGGAAGCGUGUGGCCUCUGGGGAUGCCACGAGAAACAUUUUUGUCUGGUCCCCAGUUGAUGGUGCUGUGCUUUAUCAGGAUUUGGUGUUUCACACCCUGCGUGUAACCUCACUAGCCUUUGCACCCCAAAGCAGCGCACUGCUACUUUCAGGCAGCAUGGACGCCUCGCUUAUCGUAUGGGACCUCAACAAGGCGACGCGCAAAACAGAGGACGCGGCGCACCGUGGCGGUGUGUCGGCUGUUGCGUGGACAGCGGAUGGGCGAUUGCUUUCGGGUGGGGCCGACUUUUGUGUGCGUCAGUGGAACCAUUUGAAUUGA